AUGACCAAAGUUACUGUUCUUGGUGCAGCAGGUGGUAUUGGCCAGCCUCUUUCCCUUUUGCUUAAGCUCUCUCCAUACGUGGAUGAGCUGUCUCUUUACGAUAUCAGAUUGGCGCACGGUGUUGCUACAGACCUGUCACACAUCAACUCCAGUGUGAAGGUGUCUGGAUUUGAGCCAAAGGAUAAGAACGACCAACAGGCCAUCAAGCAGGCGUUGGCUGGGACUGACGUUGUUAUCAUUCCAGCUGGUGUUCCAAGAAAGCCGGGUAUGACUCGUGAUGAUUUGUUCAACAUCAACGCCGGUAUCAUCAAGUCAUUGGCAAGUGCCAUUGCAGAGACCGCACCAAACGCAUUUGUUCUUGUCAUUUCCAACCCUGUGAACUCCACUGUUCCAAUCGUUGCAGAGACCUUCAAAUCCUACGGUGUCUUCAACCCAAAGAGACUGUUUGGUGUCACUACUUUGGACAUUGUCAGAGCCAACACUUUCCUCAAGGAGUACGAUUCAUCAUUGCAGGGCGUUGAGUCUGUCAAAGUUGACGUUAUCGGUGGCCAUUCGGGCGAAACCAUCGUCCCAGUGUUCUCCACUUCAAACGCCAGAGACAUCUUUGCAAAGCUCUCCACUGACCAGAAGAAGCAGCUUGUUCACAGAGUCCAAUUUGGUGGUGACGAGGUUGUCAAGGCUAAGAAUGGUGCCGGCUCUGCUACUUUGAGUAUGGCUUACAGUGGAUACACAUUCGCCGAGGCACUGCUCAGAGCCGUCAAGGGAGAACGCGGUGUUGUUGAGGACUCCUUUGUCUACUUGGAUGCUUCAAUCCCAGGUGCCUCUGAGGUCCGCUCCAAGACCGGCGUGGACUACUUGUCCUUGCCUGUGGAGUUGGGUCCACAAGGUGCAGUUUCUGUGCAAGGUGGUAUUCUUACACAGCUGGACACAGAGGAGCAGAGAUUGUUUGCCAUUGCAGUGAACACUUUGAAGAAGAACAUUGUCAAAGGUGUUGCAUUCGUGAACAAGGUGAAGGCAAAGUUGUGA
Messenger RNA from Williopsis jadinii, 1026 nucleotides. Its product is annotated as malate dehydrogenase. Gene Ontology annotation, cellular component: cytoplasm. Gene Ontology annotation, molecular function: L-malate dehydrogenase (NAD+) activity. NCBI's taxonomy places the organism in Eukaryota, Fungi, Ascomycota, Saccharomycetes, Phaffomycetales, Wickerhamomycetaceae. Bases 1 to 1026 code for a protein of 341 amino acids. The transcript has a single exon. Gene Ontology annotation, biological process: malate metabolic process; tricarboxylic acid cycle. The record is from RefSeq and is a predicted model, not a curated record.